Conger conger (European conger) is the source of this 2059-nucleotide messenger RNA. RefSeq names its product kelch-like protein 10. The record is from RefSeq and is a predicted model, not a curated record. Bases 108 to 1877 code for a protein of 589 amino acids. NCBI's taxonomy places the organism in Eukaryota, Metazoa, Chordata, Actinopteri, Anguilliformes, Congridae. Gene Ontology annotation, molecular function: protein binding. The transcript is spliced from 5 exons.
GUCUAUAAUAACCACGAACAGGGCAAAUUGCACAGACCUAAAUAAUUGGUAAUGCCAAACUGUCAUGGUUUCUGAGUGAAGUUCACGGACCGUCUAGUUCAGCGAAGAUGGACGAUGGAGUGGAAGAUGAAUCCCACGUGGACUACGCUACACUCAACAAACUUCGACUGGAUGGCAAGUUCUGUGAUGUGGUCAUCCAAGUGGAGGGCUUUACGAUGAAAGCUCACAAGAUUGUCCUGUGCGCCUGUAGCCCUUACUUUCGUGCCCUCUUUACAGGCAACUUGAACAGCUCACACAAGAGCACGUACAACAUCCCUGGUGUGCUUCCGGAGAUGAUGAAGAUCAUCAUCGAGUACGCCUACACGCACUCCGCGGUGAUCACCGAGGGCAACUUGGAGUUCCUGCUGCCGGCCGCUGACCAGCUGUGUGUCCUCGGACUCGUGCAGGCCUGCGCCGAGUUCCUGGAGGCCCAGCUGUGCACGGACAACUGCAUCGGAAUCUGGAGGUUCUCCGACGUCUACUUCUGCCCCUCCCUGCAGCGCCGGGCGCUCCGCUUCAUCCUGCAGAACUUCCAGGAGGUGGGCCGCACCUCCACGGAGCUCCUGGAGCUCACGCCCGCCCAGCUCUCCCACAUCGUGGAGAAGGAUGACCUCAUCGUCAAGCAGGAGGACAGGGUGUUCGACGCCAUCCUGCGUUGGACGGGUCACAUGCCGAACAAGCGCAAAGCCUACCUCUCUCAGUUGCUCUGGAAGGUUCGAUUGGCCCAGAUGAACGCUGACUACUUCAUGAGCAGCAUGAAGACCAGUGUAUUGAUGAAGGACAAUGAGGACUGCAAUCGGAUCACCGUACACACCCUGAGGGCCAUGUGUCACCUUCAAAAGACAAACUUUGUCGGCGCCAGCAGGUAUAGCAGCCUGUGCCGGCCACGCCUGCCCUACGCAGUCCUGCUGGCCAUCGGGGGCUGGAGUGGGAACAGGCCCACCGAUGUGAUCGAGUCCUACGACACGCAGGCCAACUGCUGGGUGACGGUGGCACAGAUGGAGGGCCCCCGGGCCUACCACGGCACGGCCUGCCUGGGGGGCUUCGUGUACUGCGUGGGCGGCUACAACGCGGUGGAGUUCUUCAGCGCCGUGUGCAAGCUGGACCCCGUGACGCGCACCUGGCACAGGGUGGCGCCCAUGCACUCGCGCCGCUGCUAUGUGAGCGUGACCGUGCUGCAGGGCUGCAUCUACGCCAUGGGAGGCUUCGACGGCUACGCCCGGCUCAGCUCGGCCGAGCGCUACGAGCCCGCCGCCAACCAGUGGAGCCCCAUCUCGCCCAUGCACGAGCCACGGAGCGACGCCAGCGCCGCCACGCUGGACGGGAAGGUGUACAUCUGUGGGGGCUUCAACGGGGAGAGCUGCCUGUGUACAGCAGAGUGCUACAGCCCCUCCACUGACCAGUGGACCCUCAUCCCCCCGAUGAAGAAACGGCACAGCGGCCUGGGUGUGGUGGCGUACAACCAGGAGAUUUAUGCGGUGGGCGGUUUCGACGGGGUGAGUCGGCUCCGGUGCAUGGAGGUGUACGACCCGCUGGCCGACAGCUGGCGGCAGAUGCCCGACAUGAUCAUCGCGCGGAGCAACUUUGGAAUCGAGGUUCUGGACGACCGGCUGUUCGUCGUCGGGGGCUUCAACGGCUUCAGCACCACCUUCUACGCCGAGCACUUCGACCAGAAGACCAACGAGUGGGCCAGCAUCCAGGACAUGGGAGUGUUCCGGAGCGCCCUCAGCUGCUGCAUCGUCCACGACCUGCCCAACGUCGCCGAGUACGCUUUCCCUCGCAGGUCGGGGAGCCCCACCACUGAACUCUCCGCCGUCAAGGAGCUUACCCUCUGGUAGCUCUCCGCCUUCAACAAGCUUACCCUGUGCCUUCUGAGGCCCAAAUCUGCUGGGCGUAGGGGUGACCAAGGACACCAUCAUCCCACUCAUAGUUCUUCUUUCUGCUGCUGCAGUCAAAGUUAUUUUACAAAAUAAGAACUUGGUAAUAUGAUGCCAGAGAAGCAUUAAAGUCUUGGUCCACA